CUUUCCUCCUCACUUUCCAUUCACCCUGAAACCACAAACAACUAACUAACUAGUAACCUCUCUCUCUCUCUCUCCCUCCCUUUUGCAAUGGCUGGAAUUGUUCUGCUUUGCAUUGCAUCAUUACUGGCGUCUCUCUUUGUUGCAACCACUGCCAGGAUCCCCGGCGUUUACGCGGGUGGCCCCUGGCAGUCUGCUCAUGCCACUUUCUAUGGUGGCAGUGAUGCCUCUGGAACUAUGGGAGGUUCUUGCGGUUACGGCAACUUGUACAGCCAAGGGUACGGAGUGAACACAGCAGCACUGAGCACAGCACUAUACAACGAUGGCUUCAGCUGCGGCGCGUGCUUCGAGAUCAAGUGCGACCAAGAUCCCCGUUGGUGCAACCCCGGCAAUCCUUCCAUACUAAUAACCGCCACAAACUUUUGCCCACCAAAUUUUGCUCUUCCCAGUGAUAAUGGCGGUUGGUGUAACCCGCCGAGGCCGCACUUCGAUCUUGCCAUGCCAAUGUUCCUCAAGAUCGCUCAAUACCGCGCGGGAAUCGUUCCGGUUGCUUACCGCCGGGUGCCAUGUAGAAAAACAGGAGGUAUUAGAUUCACAAUCAAUGGCUUCCGUUACUUCAACCUGGUUCUGAUCACCAAUGUUGCGGGUGCUGGGGAUAUCGUGCGCGCGAGUGUGAAAGGUACCAAUACUGCGUGGGCAAGCAUGAGCCACAACUGGGGGCAAAAUUGGCAAUCCAAUGCCGUUUUAGUGGGCCAGGCUCUCUCCUUUAGAGUCACCGGCAGUGACAAGCGCACCUCAACCUCAUGGAAUGUGGCACCACCUAAUUGGCAGUUUGGACAAACCUUCACGGGCAAGAAUUUCCGCGUCUAAAAUUGAUAAAAAAAAGUUCAACACUAGAAAAAAUUGAAAUGAUAUGGCUCCUCUUUGUAUUUUUUGGGCUUUG
Molecule: messenger RNA, 940 nt
Organism: Arachis ipaensis
Lineage: Eukaryota; Viridiplantae; Streptophyta; Magnoliopsida; Fabales; Fabaceae
Product: expansin-A6
Biological process (GO): plant-type cell wall organization
Cellular component (GO): extracellular region
Source: RefSeq, a predicted model, not a curated record